UUGUCAUUCGCUUUUUGUUAUUUCGACGUUUACAUUUCGAACACAUAUUUUAAAAAGGAACAAUGAAAUUUGUAUACCUACUCGCCUUUGUCACUUUGGCUUACUCAGCCACAGUGUUUGCUGCAGAUUGCGAUCCCGACAGCAAUGGACAGCCCGAAUGUAAUGCUUCGAAUGAGGGUGCGAUUUCACGUAAUUUCUUUGAUCCAACUCACUACUGGCAGUGUAAGGACAAUGUGGCUGUCUCAGUACGUUGCCCUGAUGUAACUGGUUUCCUGGCUUCUGCUGGAGAAUGCGUACCAUGGAGCGAAUGGAAGUGGACAGCACCAUGCCCAGAUGUACGUCCCUAAUUAUGCACUGCUAUACAAACCUUAAAUAAAUUUGACAGUAUUCGAUGGAUUAGUUUUUUGUUCAGCUCUAUUUAAAUAAACAUUUACAUAAACACUGCUAAAAUA
This is a messenger RNA of Ceratitis capitata (Mediterranean fruit fly), 452 nucleotides long. RefSeq lists its product as uncharacterized. The transcript has 2 exons. Bases 63 to 347 code for a protein of 94 amino acids. Gene Ontology annotation, molecular function: chitin binding. Lineage: Eukaryota; Metazoa; Arthropoda; Insecta; Diptera; Tephritidae. Gene Ontology annotation, cellular component: extracellular region. The record is from RefSeq and is a predicted model, not a curated record.